CUGCUGCUGCGGGGAAGUUAGUGUGCGUUCAUCUCGCUGACUUUGUGCUUUUAUUUCAUGCAUUUAUGAGGUAAUGUCUCAGGGCGACACAGGAAGUGUAGUCUCUGGACUUGUUUUUGUCUUCUUUCAGAAGAUUUAACAUGUUGAGCAGAGCAGCAGUAUAACUUCUACUAAUAACACUAAGAAGAACUACACAGUCAGGGGAAGAGCCAAAGAGCAGGGCUGGGCUGGUGUUGUCUUUAAUCACUUUAAAAAAUAUAUUUUAUUUCAAGUCAAGAGAGUGAAACUGUGGUGGCAGCAGUCUAAAAUAAAGCAGAAAUGCACCCAACUGCCUUGGAGGCUGCUAUCCAGGUCGGGGAUUUACCCCUGUCCUACCCCGAGACCCAGCCCGACCUGGAAGAGGACGAUCUGGACCACGAGACGAGAAAACGAGGGCGAUACCAUCAGAGUUUGCAGUUACUGAAGCCUUUCAGGAUCACACACAAGCACCAGCACCCCGUGGACAAUGCAGGCCUUUUCUCCUUCAUGACCGUGCACUGGCUCUCUCCGCUAGCAUGGAAGGCUUACAAAGCUUCGUCCCUGACGAUAGAGGACAUUUGGGGCGUGUCCUACCACGAAGCCUCCGAGAAAAACUUUCACAGGCUGCAGGCUCUGUGGCACGCAGAGCUGAAGAGCAAAGGCGAAGAGGGAGCGUCCCUCUUCCGGGUUUUCUGGAGGUUCUGUAGGACGCGUGUGCUGGUGGCGUUGAUCUUUCUCCUCAUAUCUACCAUUACUGCCUUCAUCGGACCUGCUCUGCUGAUCCGAGCGUUGUUGGAGUACGCUCAGAGUUCAGAAGUGUGGCUUCCAUACGGCCUGGCUUUGGUCGGAGGGAUUUUCCUCACUGAGCUGAUUCGCUCUUGGUCUAUGGCUAUGGUGUGGAGUAUUAACUACCGCACGGCUGCACGUCUGCGAGGGGCAGCGCUCGCAUUUGCCUUUGAGAAAAUCCUACGUCUGCGCAGCACUAAAGGGAUCAGCACGGGAGAGCUGGUAAACAUCUGCUCCAGUGACGGCCAGCGGCUGUCCGAGGCCGUAACAGUAGGGUGCCUGCUAAGUGGAGGACCCGUGGUGGGUCUUCUCGCCCUGUCCUACAACACCUAUUUGCUGGGACCAACUGCACUUAUUGGCGCGGUGAUCUUAAUCAUCUUUAAUCCAUUAAUGAUGCUGGCCUCCAAGCUGACGGCCCACUUCCGCAAGAAAUGUGUGGUAGUCACGGACCAGCGCGUCAGACUGAUGAAUGAGAUCCUCAGCUGCAUCAGGUUCAUUAAGAUGUACUGCUGGGAAUCAGCCUUCUCCAGCAACGUCCACAAGGUUCGAUCAGAGGAAAGGAAAAUAUUGGAAAAAGCCAGUUUAGUUCAAAGUUUCACCAUUGGCGUGGCUCCCAUCGUUGUUGUGAUCGCCUGCGUGUGUACUUUCACUCUACACAUGGCCUUGGGCAACGAUCUCACCGCAGCACAGGCAUUCACCGUUGUGGCCAUCUUCAACUCCAUGACAUUCGCCCUAAAGGUUACACCCUUAUCAGUGCGUGGUUUAUCAGAAGGUGCUGUCGCCGUUAGGAGAUUCCAGAGACUCUUCAUGAUGGAGGACCAGGAGGUCAUAUUAGGCAAAAUGCAGGAUCCUGAGAAUGCAGUGGAGUUCAGAGACGCCACGUUGGCAUGGAAUAAAGCUCGGCCACCACAGACCAAAAGCGCAAAGCCACAGCCGGGCCAAAAGAGAGGAGGCAUGCGCCGGGUUCUCCGGAAGGAAAAGCUGAGUCUCUACAUUAGCUCGGAGGAUGAGAAAGCAAAAGGGCAAGAGGCCAAUGCAGAGCACCUCCUCACACACAUGGAGCAGGAGAGUCCACAGAGCACCAUCUCGUCCACCCAGAGCAUGCGUCCACCACUGCACAAAACCCUGCACCGCGUCCAGCUUAGAAUCCCCAAGGGUGCAUUUGUAGGAGUGUGUGGUGCUGUUGGCAGUGGGAAGAGCUCGUUGCUGUCUGCACUCCUGGGACAGAUGACCUUACUCGGGGGAUCGGUGGCUGCAAACGGGGGCUUCGCCUAUGCCGCACAACAGGCCUGGAUCCUCAACAGUUCCCUGAGGGAGAACAUUUUGUUUGGGAAAGAUUAUGAGGAGGAAAAGUAUAAUGCUGUUCUGGAGGCCUGCUGUUUAAUUCCUGAUAUCGCGGAGCUCCCUUACGGCGACAUGACCGAGAUUGGGGAACGAGGAGCCAACCUGAGCGGGGGCCAAAGACAAAGAGUGAGUCUCGCCCGGGCGCUUUACAGUGACAGAGCCAUCCUGCUGCUGGACGAUCCGCUCAGCGCCGUGGACGCGCACGUGGCUUCCCAUCUCUUCCACAGUGCCAUUCGCAGUGCAGCUGGAGCAAAGACCGUUAUAUUUGUUACACACCAACUCCAGUACCUGGCCGAGUGCGACGAGGUGGUGUUGAUGAAGGACGGGCAGAUUGCAGAACAUGGCACGCAUGCCCAGCUGAUGGCCCGAGGUCGUGACUAUGCGACGCUAUUCACCAGUGUACAGCAGGAGGUACAGUUUGCCACCACGCCUGGAGAAAACCACAAGAACCUAGUGUGGAAAAACUUGAAAAACCAGCAAGGGGUAGACUCAGCGCUAUGCUCUCCUGUCAUGGGUAUGGCAGCGAAGCAGCCCGCUGAGAGUACAAGAGGAGACCAGCUCAUGAAGGCUGAGGAGAAGGGCCAAGGGGCGGUCACCUGGGCUGUCUACGCUACUUACAUCAAGGCUGCAGGAGGACCCCUGGCUUUCAUUAUCAAUGUCCUGCUCUUCAUCCUGACCACAGGCAGCAUAGCCUUCAGUAACUGGUGGCUCAGCCACUGGAUCAAGCAGGGCAGUGGGAACAUAACAGUAUUCCAGGGGAACGAGAGCGUGACGAGUAGCAGUAUGCGCCUAAACCCCUACGUUCAGUACUACUCCAGCAUUUAUGCCCUGUCCAUGGGAGUGACGCUCUUCCUCAAGACUUUUCGAGGUGUCGUGUUCGUCAAGUGUACCUUGCGGGCAGCUUCAGCUCUCCACGAUAAGCUGUUUAAGACUCUCCUCCUCAGCCCAAUGCGUUUCUUUGAUACAACUCCCCUGGGACGCAUCCUGAAUCGCUUCUCCAAAGACAUCGAUGAAGUGGAUGUGCGACUGGCUGUUCAGAUGGAGUUGCUGCUGCAGAACAUGACAUUCGUGCUCUUCUGUCUUGGAGUGGUGAGCGCUGUUUUCCCAUGGUUCCUGUUCUCCAUCCUCCCUCUUGCAGCCUUCUUCUACAUCAUCAAUCGCAUCUCCAGGGUGCUAAUUCGUGAACUGAAAAGGUUGGAGAACAUCAGCCAAUCGCCUUUCACCUCUCACCUCACCAGCAGCCUGCAGGGUCUGUCCACUAUCCAUGCUUAUGGCAGAGGACCAGACUUUCUUCACAGAUUUCAAGAUCUGUUGGACACUAACCAGGCUGCCUACUACCUGUUCAGCUGUGCCAUGCGCUGGCUUGCUGUGCGCUUAGACAUUAUCAGUGUUUUACUUACCUCGGUCGUGGCUCUGUUGAUCGUCAUCAUGCACGGACACAUCUCUCCAGCGUACGCCGGUCUGGCCAUCUCCUAUGCCGUGCAGCUGACCGGUCUGUUUCAGUUCACGGUGAGACUUCUGUCUGAAAUGGAGGCUCGAUUUACAUCGGUGGAGAGGAUCAAUCAUUACAUCAAGAACCUGGAGAUGGAGGAACCUGAUCAGGUCAAAGACUCCUCUAUCCCUUCAUCUGAUUGGCCACAGAAAGGUAGCAUCAGCUUCCAGGAUGUGGAGAUGCGCUACCGGCCCGACCUGCCCCUGGUGCUGAAGAACCUGUGUUUUAAUGUUCUCCCAGAGGAGAAGGUGGGAAUCGUCGGUCGGACUGGCUCAGGUAAAUCUUCACUCGGCGUAGCACUUUUCAGACUGGUGGAGCUCAGCGGGGGAUCCAUCAUCAUCGACGGUGUCAACAUCGCUCACAUAGGCCUGGAAGCCUUGAGAAGCAAGCUGUCAGUCAUCCCCCAAGAGCCUGUUCUCUUUCUUGGUACUGUCAGGUCAAACCUUGACCCAUGGGGCCAGUACACAGACGCGCAGGUGUGGGAGGCGCUGGAGAAAACGCAUAUCAAAGACAUGGUGAGCCAGUUACCUCAUGGUUUUGACUCCGAGGUGACGGAGAACGGCGAGAACUUCUCAGUAGGGGAGCGGCAACUUCUGUGUGUGGCAAGAGCGCUGCUCAGACACAGCAAGAUUUUGGUUUUAGAUGAGGCAACAGCUGCCACUGACACAGAGACAGACCGGCUGAUUCAGGAGACCAUCCGCACGUCUUUCAGUGGCUGUACCACCCUGAUCAUCGCUCACCGCCUCAAUACUGUCCUCAGCUGUGACAGAGUUCUGGUGCUCGACCUGGGUCAGAUCCUGGAGUUCGACACCCCAGCAAAUCUUCUGGCGAAGGAGAACUCGUGUUUCCGUGCCAUGGUGGAGGCAGCGAACAGGAAUGUCGUCCAUUCGGAGAGAACUUGAGCAGCUGUUGGACACGCCGCUGGACUGGACACAAGACCGAGCGCUCUACCAAACCUCGCCUCGCGGAAUAAAUCUCCUGGACAAAGGGAACGUUUGUUGGGCGAUUAGAUCAGUGUUACUGUUCAGUGUUGUCCAGCGCUGACUAAAUUCAGUGUAUUCCAGCUCACAACUGGCUCGGGAAAAAUGAUCGUUUUUUUUUUUUAUUAUUAGUGCGCUAUAACUGUGACUCAGUUACAACUUUAUAGACUUUUGCAUUCGGUUUUAAUAAUGUUUUAGGAGAAAUUUCUAUUGUUUUGAAUUUUUUAAUUAUGUUAAGAAAUGAGGACAAUUUCAGGUAUGGGCAUUUGUGCUGAGUAUGGAAUAAAGUUUUUCAAAUAAUGUUCUUAUAAUGCAGGCAGUAGCAAAUUUUGCACAUAAAAAAUAUUUAUUUUCAGUGUUAAUGAGCAAUGGCCUUUGAAAUACUUGAGAGAUUAAAAAAAAAAACAUGCGGUGCUUCGUAAAAGCUGCAGUAAUGCACAAGAUGACAUGCAGUCUGUAAAGAAAACAAAGGGAAAAAAAGAAACAGACAGGUCAGUCAUUCCAUUUAAGUUAGCACUACAAAGCAGCGGAGUAUGCCUCUGAGGGUUUAUUUCUGCUCAUAAGCUUCAUGUUGUGCCUAAUGCGUUGUGCAAUCAGUGUCUGCGUUUGGGUGAUGGGAAAGCAUACAGCUGGGGUUUUAGCUUUAGCUUUCUUGAGUGCUUUAUGAUUCCUCGCGCUGUCCUCCUUUUUCGGCUCUGUUCUCCACACGUGGUUGCUAAAUCAAGACGUUUAAGCGACUCGGCCCUCUCAGGAUGAGCGGAGUCUGUAGAGGCUCUCACAGCAAGCCAUAAUGAAUCCUGUAAAAAAUAAAAUCAAACAAUUCCACCUGACAUCUGCAACUUGCACAAGUUUUUUUUUUUUUUUUUUGUAAACGUGUUUCUUUCUGUCUAAUCUCAGUAGCUGUUGCAGUUUCGGAGGUAAUACUCUUGCACAUGUGCAGGUGUCUGCAAUCACACGACAAUAAUGCAGGAGGUGUUCUUUUUUCUCUGCUAUGCUCUGAUAUUCAGAUAUUCCUCCGGGAGAGGUUUUGAUGGAAGCUGAAUGUUUAAUUAGACUGAGGACAAAAGCUACGUGCUGUAUGAUUUAUU
Messenger RNA from Clarias gariepinus (North African catfish), 5708 nucleotides. Its product is annotated as ATP-binding cassette sub-family C member 5. Gene Ontology annotation, molecular function: ATP binding; ATP hydrolysis activity; ABC-type transporter activity. Gene Ontology annotation, biological process: transmembrane transport. Gene Ontology annotation, cellular component: membrane. The transcript has 29 exons. Lineage: Eukaryota; Metazoa; Chordata; Actinopteri; Siluriformes; Clariidae. The record is from RefSeq and is a predicted model, not a curated record. The coding region runs from base 319 to 4542 and encodes 1407 amino acids.